Pelobates cultripes (western spadefoot toad) is the source of this 1974-nucleotide messenger RNA. Lineage: Eukaryota; Metazoa; Chordata; Amphibia; Anura; Pelobatidae. The record is from the annotation of a GenBank genome assembly.
AUGUAUCUCAAACCUUAUCAUACACCACAUCUUAAACUGUAUCAUACACCGCAUCCUAAACCUUAUCAUAAACCGAAUCCUAAACCUUAUCAUACAUCAUAUCUCAAACCUUAUCACACAUUGUAUCUCAAACCUUAUCAUACACCACAUCUUAAACUGUAUCAUACACCGCAUCCUAAACCUUAUCAUACAUCAUAUCUCAAACAUUAUCAUACACCGUAUCCUAAACCUUAUAAUACACCGCAUCCUAAACCUUAUCAUACAUCAUAUCUCAAACAUUAUCAUACACCGUAUCCUAAACCUUAUAAUACACCGCAUCCUAAACCUUAUCAUACAUCAUAUCUCAAACAUUAUCAUACACCGUAUCCUAAACCUUAUAAUACACCGCAUCCUAAACCUUAUAAUACACCGCAUCCUAAACCUUAUCAUACACCGUAUCCUAAACCUUAUAAUACACCGUAUCCUAAACCUUAUCAUACACCGUAUCCUAAACCUUAUCAUACAUCAUAUCUCAAACCUUAUCACACAUUAUAUCUCAAACAUUAUCAUACACCGCAUCCUAAACCUUAUCAUACACCAUAUCCUAAACCUUAUCAUACAUCAUAUCUCAAACCUUAUCACACAUUAUAUCUCAAACAUUAUCAUACACCGCAUCCUAAACCUUAUCAUACACCGCAUCCUAAACCUUAUCAUACACCGUAUCCUAAACCUUAUCAUACACCGCAUCCUAAACCUUAUCAUACAUCAUAUCUCAAACCUUAUCACACAUUAUAUCUCAAACCUUAUCAUACACCGUAUCCUAAACCUUAUCAUACACCGUAUCCUAAACCUUAUCAUACAUCAUAUCUCAAACCUUAUCAUACACCACAUCCUAAACCUUAUCAUACAUCAUAUCUCAAACCUUAUCAUACACCACAUCCUAAACCUUAUCAUACAUCAUAUCUCAAACCUUAUCACACAUUAUAUCUCAAACCUUAUCAUACACCGUAUCCUAAACCUUAUCAUACACCGUAUCCUAAACCUUAUCAUACACCGUAUCCUAAACCUUAUCAUACAUCAUAUCUCAAACCUUAUCAUACACCACAUCCUAAACCUUAUCAUACAUCAUAUCUCAAACCUUAUCACACAUUAUAUCUCAAACCUUAUCAUACACCGUAUCCUAAACCUUAUCAUACACCGCAUCCUAAACCUUAUCAUACAUCAUAUCUCAAACCUUAUCACACAUUAUAUCUCAAACCUUAUCAUACACCGUAUCCUAAACCUUAUCAUACACCGCAUCCUAAACCUUAUCACACAUCAUAUCUCAAACCUUAUCACACAUUAUAUCUCAAACCUUAUCAUACACCGUAUCCUAAACCUUAUCAUACACCAUAUCCUAAACCUUAUCAUACAUCAUAUCUCAAACCUUAUCACACAUUAUAUCUCAAACCUUAUCAUACACCGUAUCCUAAACCUUAUCAUACACCGCAUCCUAAACCUUAUCACACAUCAUAUCUCAAACCUUAUCACACAUUAUAUCUCAAACCUUAUCAUACACCGUAUCCUAAACCUUAUCAUACACCAUAUCCUAAACCUUAUCAUACAUCAUAUCUCAAACCUUAUCACACAUUAUAUCUCAAACCUUAUCAUACACCGUAUCCUAAACCUUAUCAUACACCGCAUCCUAAACCUUAUCACACAUCAUAUCUCAAACCUUAUCACACAUUAUAUCUCAAACCUUAUCAUACACCGUAUCCUAAACCUUAUCAUACACCGCAUCCUAAACCUUAUCAUACAUCAUAUCUCAAACCUUAUCACACAUUAUAUCUCAAACCUUAUCAUACACCGUAUCCUAAACCUUAUCAUACACCGCAUCCUAAACCUUAUCACACAUCAUAUCUCAAACCUUAUCACACAUUAUAUCUCAAACAUUAUCAUACACCGCAUCCUAAACCUUAUAAUACACCGCAUCCUAAACCUUAUCAUACAUCAUAG